GAGAGAGCGAGAGAGCGAGAGAGAGUGUGUGUGUGUGUGUGUGUGUCCUUUCCCUCAGUAGCCAGAUAACAGAACAGACAGAAUGUCUCUAAACACAGACGAAGAGGCAGAAUGUAGGAUAAAUUAAUAUUUCUUCCUCUCUCUCUCUCUCUUUCUUUCUCUCUCUCUACUUGGUUAUUUAAUUCUUCCUCUCUUCUUCUUCUCUCUCUAUCCCACCUCUAUCACUCCCAUGCCUCUUUCUCUCCCUCCCUCAUUCCAAGGACGCCCCUAUGUGUGUGUGUGUGUAUGUGUGUGUGUGUGUGUGUGUGUGUUGAGGCAGGUCUGGGCAGAGUCGGCAUGUCUGUGUGACUGUGGGGUUUGAUGGUUUGGUGGAUUUAGAAGCCCCAAAGCACACACUCAUCGCUGACUCUCACCAUCAUCGUUCUCAUCAGACAUUAUCCACGGGCAACACUCAGGGGGAAAGCAGGCAUGGAGUCAGGGUCUGAAAGAAAUGCUGGACUGGAUUCUGAACCCAGGGUGAAGACUGGUCUGGAGUCAGGGUCUGAAAUAAAUGCUGGACUGGAUUCUGCACCCAGGGGGAAAGCAGGACUGGAGUCUGGUGAGAACUGGAUUCCAGAAGAUGUGGCCCAAUGGCUGGAUCACAUUGGAGUGUCUAACGAGCCUGAGCCCGACGGAGGUCUCUCUUUGUACCAUAGUUUCCCAGGAGUCUUUGCACUGGAGGACGUCGUUCAGUGCCCCCCAGAAACAGUCCCCUUCACCAUCAACAAUGACCCCACCUCAAUGACCACUCAUCCACCGUUACUGUCCAUCCUUCUCACCCGUCGCACCUCCACACCUGCCAGGGAACCAGGUGAUGCAGCCUUGACGUUUGUGUCCCACCCCUGUGUGAGCGCCAUGCGAGGAGAGGAGGACGAGGGCGGGAAGCUUCUCUCAAGCACCAUACAAGAACAAACCAGCUACGGAGGAGGAGAGGGAGGAUGGGGGCCUCAGAGUGACAACCUGAACCCCAUGCAGCCCUCGCAGGUGGCCUCCCCACCCCUGCUGCAGCAGCCGCCCAGCGGUGCCCCCACCUCAGACAGCCAACUACCACCUUACCCCCUUACCUUCCCUCACCGCCCACUAGCUCACCCCCAGUUGCGCUGGGCUCGGCAGGAGCCUCAGGGGCAGGAGCAGCAGGCUGACGGUAGCUCCCUGGAGAAACAUGGACCUCCCCAGCCCCCUCUCCCUCACCCCCCCCAACCCUCCCUCCAGCCCAGUUUAGAGGAGCUGCCGAGCUAUGAGCAGGCCAAGGCCCAGACCCAGGGACAACACCACUACCAGGACCAGCUGUAUUAUACACUGGAGGACCACGAGAGCCUGCCUAGCCCCUCUCACACCCCAGACAGCCAGCCCUCAGCCUGGACCAGCUUAGCUCCUAACAGCCCCUCUGAGACCUCUAGCCCUGACACCAACACUGACCCCUCUCCUUUCCCCAGCCCCAGCCCACCCCUGGGCCCUCAGCAAGGCUUUAUGAGUGAUGGGGAUGGGGAUGAGGCUGAGGGUUUGUCUAUCUGGGGUGGAGGGGCCAAUGGAGACUCUACUCUGAGGCAACUGAAGCAGGGUCAUGUGUAUUCCCUCAGCCAGAGGAUCCUCCAAAUCAGCGUUGAGGCCAAUGGAACUAGUAAUCUUCCCUCUAGCAACCCCUCCCUCAGUUACCCCCCACCCCUAAACAUAACCCCACUCACAGGAUCAGUAGACUCCCGCGGACCCCCACCAGAGUACCCCUUCAAGGCCACCCAGCCGCCCUUCUGCUCCCCCUCAGGGAAACCCCAGCCCCCCUCCUCUCAUUCUGAGCUAGGCCCUCCCUUCAUUGACCCCCCCUCUUCCACAAUAAUGGACUGGUCCACAGCCCAGCCAACCAGAGCUGAGAGCAACCCCCCACCUGAGUACCAGAGCAGGCGGCACCACCCCGGGACCCUAGGGGGUCCCUCAGUCCAGUACCACCACAGUCCCACACCCUCCCAGACCCAUACCUCCACCCUUCUCCCCAACAUCCAGGUCCAGACUUCAACCCUUGUCUCUCAGCUCCAACCCCAGCCUCAACAACCUUCCCCAGGCCCCUCCGGUGUGGAGGUGGUCAUGGCAGCCAAGGUGCAGCAGAUGGUCCAGCUGCUGUGUGAGGAGAACCAGACUCUGAGACACGAGCUGCUGACACACAGAGAGAAGGCCUCCAAACUGCACUGGUUAGAGGAGGAGCUCCAGAGGAUCUCUGAAGAGUAUGAUUGGCUGAUGAAGAGCUCGUCAAAGAGGGAGGGGCUGGACCGAACAAUGAGAUGCAAACUGGAGGGGGAGAUAAGACGCCUGACUGUCUUCAACAGAGACCUGAGAGAUCGCCUGGAGACUGCCAAUCAACAGCUAGCGUGCUGUGAGCCAGAAGGAGAGGAGGAUGGACAUGCUGCUGAGCUUAGGGAUGGACUGAUAGAGAAAGAGCGUUUGGAGGAAGAGGUGGAGAAGCAGCAGCGGAGGGCAGAGAGACUGGAGUCAGCUCUGAGCAGCGCCCAGCAGAGAGCACUGCACUUAGAGGAAGAGCUGCGUGUGAAGUGUGUGUAUGCGGCACGUGUGGAAGGGUUGCAGCAUGCUGUGGUGCAGUUGCAGACGGCCUGUGAGAAGAGAGAGCAGCUUGAGAGACGCCUGCGCACACGGCUGGAGAGAGAGCUACACACACUGCGCACGCAACAGAGAGUGUGUGGGGGUGUGCUUGGGACCACUGGGCCAGGUGGGGGUGUAGGGGAGGGCAGUGUCCCUGCUCUGAGGGAGCUGCUGAGGCAGAGGGAGGAGAGGGUUCUGGCUCUAGAGGCUGACUCUACCCGUUGGGAACAGAAGUACCUGCAGGAGAACGCCAUGAGACACUUUAACAUGGAGACUGCUGCUACAGCCAACACACACAGGGACCCCUUGGUGGUGCACUCUCACAGUGGUAGCUACAGUGAGAUGACGGGCUGCACACUGUGUCAGGAGGAUGAUGUACAGCAGGCUACCAGACGCUGCAAUGACAUGGAGCACAGGAUAAGGAACCUGUAUGCCCAGCUGAUAGAGAAGGAUGCGUUGAUACAGGUUUUACAGCAACGGAACUCUCGCGGUGACCUCAGCGCCCUCCGUCCUGCCCGCUCCACCCCCUCCAUCUCCUUAGCAACAGGACUGCACCCACGACAAGCUUCUCAGACAGACGAGAGGAAAGAGAGAAACCUCCUCCCUUCCCUACCCCUCCUUCUCUCUUCCCCACCUUCCUCUUUAUCUACCACCUCCUCCCUCCCUUCCACCCUGCCUUUCUCCUCCACCCUCCCCUACUCCACUACACCAUCUUAUUCAUCCACCCUGCCUUUCUCCUCCACCCUGCCUCUCUCCUCCUCCCUCCAAUUCUCUAUCCUCCCCCUCUCCUCCUCCCUCCCCUCCACUCCUCUACUAUCCUCCCAUUCUAAGACGGGUAGUAGAGACAGCAGCACUCAGACUGACAAAGGUUCAGAGUCCCUCAAAGUCCUGCCCCUCCCCAGCAGAGCCUGGCUAGGAUUGGUCAGGACCCAGAGGACAGAUACGACUAGAACCCAUCCCCCACACCACCCAGGCACAGACUUAGUGGAGAUCCUCAUCUAAUGGACACGGUGGUGUCUUGUGAAGCUACUGCUUUACAACUGAGGAUGAAACAAACUUAAGUAGUGAUGGCUGACUGAUAGAUUGGAAACUGGAGGCUCAUUGGAUGGCAGAAAGAGAGAGAGAGAGAGAGAUAGGGGAAGACCUCUGUCCUGCUCUAAAACUGUGCCUUUAGUCUGGUAAAGUUAAUUUGCGUGUGUAUGCGUGUGUUUUUCAUCAGUUAAAUGCAUUUCAGAGGCAAGUUUACUUUGUUGGAAAGCAUGCAUUUUUGUACAAAUGAACUGUACAGAAAGAUUAGAUUUGUAAAACUUUUAUUUCUGCUGAGAGUUAAUAUUGAUUUCGUCCACAAAGACAUUUCAAACUUCUUUAAUUUUUAAAUGGAUUUUACUGUGCUGCGUGACAAUGAAUAUAAACAUGUACUUUGUCUCCC
Molecule: messenger RNA, 4057 nt
Organism: Oncorhynchus kisutch (coho salmon)
Lineage: Eukaryota; Metazoa; Chordata; Actinopteri; Salmoniformes; Salmonidae
Gene: amotl1
Product: angiomotin like 1
Exons: 12
Coding region: 469-3630 (1053 amino acids)
Biological process (GO): actin cytoskeleton organization; establishment of cell polarity involved in ameboidal cell migration; regulation of cell migration
Cellular component (GO): plasma membrane; bicellular tight junction; cytoplasmic vesicle
Source: RefSeq, a predicted model, not a curated record